Stegodyphus dumicola is the source of this 1943-nucleotide messenger RNA. RefSeq lists its product as uncharacterized. Gene Ontology annotation, molecular function: zinc ion binding. Lineage: Eukaryota; Metazoa; Arthropoda; Arachnida; Araneae; Eresidae. The record is from RefSeq and is a predicted model, not a curated record.
UGUUUUCUUUCAGUUUUCCAGCUAAUUUUUAAUUCAAUUAAAAUAUCUAUGAAAGAACACAGCACAUAACUUUACUUGCGUCCCUUUCUCCUCUCUGAGAAUUACCACUGGCAUGACGCAUAACGGUGCUAAGCUUGAUAGUACUACAGAUGUAAAAGAUCGGCAAGACAUCAGGCUUAUGCAGUUAACAAAUAUGAAGAAAGAUAAAUGCCUCAUCCAUGAAAACGAAAACUGCUGUUCAGAAAAUGAUGAACUCACUGGAAACAUUCUUUAUGAAUUUCCAGAUGAUUCUGAUGAGGGCAGCGAUGACAGUUUAAAUAAUAUCACAAGGAAUACGCAGUCUGCACAUAGUGAAGCUAAACAAAGUGAAGAAUUCUCUGAUGAUAGUAUUCAGAAGCAAGGUAAAACUGUAGGAUCUCAAAAUCUGAGGCAACCAACUUACGAUCUAACUAGCAAAAGAAAUGGUUAUAAUAUAUCUGAGUCUAACAGCAAAUCUAAAGCAGAUGGCUUUGAAAAUAUAAUAAUUUCUAGAAAUAUCGACGCAAAUCACAAAAGAAAGACAUCCGAUUUGAAAAGAAAAGCUGAGGAGAAAUUAUCAACAGAUGAUGAUGAAUUAGAUGGUAACGAAACUCCACGUGCAGCGAAAAUGCUUAAAGAUUCUUCAAAUGAGUUGAAAUUUUCUUCUCGUGAAAUGAUGUCUUCAGUGAAUGAGUCCGCAGAAGAGUACACACCUAUGGAUACCAACUCAGAGGACUUCUUUGCUGAUGCAGAAGACAGUUCUAGUUCCGACAAUUUUGAAUCAAACUCUGAUCGGGAAAUUAAUUUAGAAAAUUCUACGAACAUGAGAAGAUGCAAUGAAUUUACUUCCGUAUCUAGCAAAGUAGUUAGUAAGUUAAGCUUUACUAAUACUCAAAGCAGCAGCUUCGAUAAUUCCCAGAGUUCUACAUUCCCAGGUUUUACAGUUGCUACACCACUGGAAAAAAAUCCGAAUGAAGAUCAAAUCAAGGAUCAAGACAAUGACUUAACUUCUGGACGAAAUUCUGAGGCAACUAAGGUAAUUCCUGUUGCCAGCUUACAAGAUAGCACGUCGACCAUAACAAAUGAAGAGAAUCGAAACGAUCAACCAGCAGCAACCUCUAAUUCCUUGAAAAUCCGUUCCGAAGUCUCCCGACCAAAGAAAUGUCUGGUGUGUCGAAAGAGGCUUGGUCUGGUUCCUAUUCAGUGUCGCUGUGGAGGUCUGUACUGCUCCAUCCAUCGUUACGACAGGGAACAUAACUGCACUUUCGAUUACAAAGCUAUGGGAGCGGAAGAAAUAAGGAGAAAUAACCCACUUGUAAUUGCAGAGAAAAUUCAUAAGCUGUAAAGGAUUGCAUUUAGAAGAACGAAAGAAAUUUUAGCUGCAUUAUUCUGAGCAAAUAAAUUAUUUCACUAUUAAGAAUCAUGCAAAAAUUUCGAUUGAUGAAAUCUAAUCACGAAUGCAAAUUUUUAUAUAGAAUCCUACACAAAAUUCAUUGUUGAUUAAAAGUUAUUAAUUUUAAAUCUCAGACAUGAUUUAUUUCAUAUUAUCGGAUUUAUACAUUUAGUCUCGUAGUUACUCUUUAAAAUUUUACAGUUGCUACAUUGCUAAAAAUUUUAUUUCGACCAUCUCAUAUUUAUUGGAUUAAUAUUCACUAAAAAUGUUUAAUAUAUUUUCGUUAUAGCAUUGCUAGAUAUCAUUCAAUUUUCACAUACAUUUGUAUUAAUGAAUCGUUAAAGUACUGUGGUAUAUAAAACAACAGAUUAGGCACUCUCUAGAAAUAACAUCACACGAGAAAAGAGAAAGAAAUGUAUCCUUCAAUUAAAUAAUUAAAUAAAUAAAUAGUAAUUCUACCUCUUCAAAACUUGUGUUCAAAAAAUUUUUAUUUAAAUUUCAGUUUAAAUAGACUUCGUUUUUUUACUUACCU